Epinephelus lanceolatus (giant grouper) is the source of this 2236-nucleotide messenger RNA. RefSeq names its product trafficking from ER to golgi regulator (gene tfg). The record is from RefSeq and is a predicted model, not a curated record. Gene Ontology annotation, biological process: endoplasmic reticulum to Golgi vesicle-mediated transport; COPII vesicle coat assembly. Gene Ontology annotation, cellular component: endoplasmic reticulum exit site. NCBI's taxonomy places the organism in Eukaryota, Metazoa, Chordata, Actinopteri, Perciformes, Serranidae. Gene Ontology annotation, molecular function: identical protein binding.
CGCAGAAUGAAUGCCACGUACUGGUUGACGUUGACAGUGUUGGAGGACACUUCCUGAUGCUGGCACCCGGGUCUAGCUAGGCUAGUUAACAGAUUUGAUUUUCACGGUUUGGAGAAACUUGUGAAACACAGCGUGGUCAAGUCGUCUGAUUCGGUGGUGGGAGCAGAAGAGGUCGGACGGCACCAUGAACGGCCAGCUGGACCUGAGCGGGAAGCUGAUCAUCAAAGCCCAGCUGGGCGACGACAUCAGACGCAUCCCCAUCCACAAUGAAGACAUCACUUACGAUGAGCUAGUGCUGAUGAUGCAGCGUGUCUUCAGGGGAAAGCUGCAGAGUAAUGACGAGGUCACCAUCAAAUACAAGGAUGAAGAUGAUGACCUCAUCACCAUCUUUGACAGCUCUGACCUCUCAUUUGCCAUCCAGUGCAGUAGAAUACUCAAACUGACUUUAUUUGUGAAUGGUCAGCCACGGCCUUUGGAGUCCAGUCAGGUGAAGUACCUGCGCAGGGAGCUCAUUGAGCUCAGGAAUAAAGUCAACAACCUCCUGGACAGCUUGGAGCCCCCCACAGAGCCUGGUUUGGCCGCUACAGCACCAGACAGUGAAUCAGUGGAUGGACGUGAAGGCAAAGUGGUGGUGGCGGACCCCACAGUUAAACAGGCCACUCCGGUCAGUGCAGCCAGCAUGUCCGCCUUCGACCCGUUAAAAAACCAGGACGAGGUCAGCAAGAAUGUUAUCUCCGCUUUUGGCCUGAGCGAGGACCAGGCCCCAGCUCCCCCAGCGGUUGCACCAGAAGAGCGCUCAGGAACCCCUGACAGCAUUGCCUCCUCCUCGUCUGCAGCCCCCCAGCCAGUGGUGCCCCCCCAACCACAGGCCCCCUAUGCUGGAGUACAGCAGGGACCCCCAGCCGGCAUGGACGGUCAGGUGUAUCAGCAGUACCAGGCUCCAGGUGGAUACCCGCCACAGCAGCCAGGUGCCCCACCUCAGCAGCAGCAGUACGGUAUGCAGUACUCUGGAUACAGCUCUCAGCCCGGAGCCCCUCAGCCUGGCCCACCACAGCCUCAGCCGCAGCAGCAGUUUCAGAACUACGCUCCUCCCUCCUCCCAGGCUCCAGCCUCCGGUCCAGCUCCAGCUCCAGGCUUCCAGGGUGGCCAGCAGCAGCCCCAUCCAUCUCAGGGAGCCCAGCAGUAUCCACCAGGAGCCUUCAACCCCCAAAACUAUACCUCCCAGGCCUCCCAGCCUGCAAACUACAGCCUGCCACCCAGCUCCCAGCCCGCCUCAGGGUACCAACCCCGCCCAGGAUACACCCCGCCUCCAGGCAACACUGUCACCCCUCCACCAGGAGCUGCUAACCCGUAUGCCCGUAACCGCCCCCCUUACGGUCAGGGCUACACUCAGCCAGGCCCUGGGUACCGGUAAAAGAGGAUAGCGGAUAUUACUGACCCCCCCCCCCCCCCCCUCCCGUGUGUGUCUCCAACUGUUUGGAGAGGUGCAGGAAACAUGGUUUACUGCUCUGCAUCCCCCCAGUACAAAUAUCAAAUCCAGAUAUGAAACAAGCAAACCCCCCCCCCCAGUCUGAUGGUUAGUGUUUGUAUGCUGUCUCUUCAACACACCACUCUGCCCUGACCCUGGUGUAUUCUCCUUGUGUUAUUUCUCUUCUUCAGUCACCUCCACCUCUGUCUGCUCUGCCCUCUCGUGUCUGUAAAAUGUAACCAGUCUGUAUGCACACACCUGGGAGACCAAAACAGGCUGUUGCACAAACUGUUUGUUCUUUUCCUGGUAACGCUUCAUUUUGCGAGUGAGAUCAGCAUCUGCAUUCUGCAUUUGUGUGUCGAUGACAAACAUCUCAGCCGCUUGUGUUGAGUGUACUAUGUCUGGAUGCAUUAAUAAGACACUACCUUAAUGAAAAGUUACCCCCCUUUGUCGUUUUGUUUUGUCGUUUUCUUGAUUUGAUCAAUUUCACCACCGUGUCGGUAUUAAUGAUGUGUCAAUGAAACUGCUCCGUGUUGGGAACACUAGCUAAGUGAUGGCUUAUGGGAGGUGUAGAUCCCAGUGUCAUGAAGAAGACUUCUUUUGUUUAGCUAAUUAUAUCAUCUCCAGUAAGGCUUGCUAUUCCUCUCUUUAUCUUUCUCUUAUCACUGGUUUUUACUAAUAAAUCAACUCCACCCUCAAGUGAGAUUAGUUGUUCAUGUAUAAACUGUAACAUUUUUUUUCUUGAACCUAAUAAAUGAUUAAGACCCA